Fraxinus pennsylvanica is the source of this 1986-nucleotide messenger RNA. The record is from the annotation of a GenBank genome assembly. NCBI's taxonomy places the organism in Eukaryota, Viridiplantae, Streptophyta, Magnoliopsida, Lamiales, Oleaceae.
AUGGAGAGAUCGAGAUCUAAGAGGUAUUAUUAUGACCAGGACUAUGAUUCCGAAAACUUACACUCGAGGACAAAACCCCGAUAUAGUAGUUCCCAUAGCGGCGGUGGAGGAGGGGGCGGAGUGGGAGGAGGACAACAUUAUGUUUCUGGUAACCACCGUCGAUCUGUUGCGGGAGGUGGGAGUGGGGGUGGUGGACGGAAAGUGCAAGAUCUUUCAUUGAUGGUUACAACCAGUUAUCGAAUUCUUUGCCAUGAUUUAAAGGCUGGGGGUGUUAUUGGAAAAUCCGGGAGCAUUAUAAAGGCCAUUAGACAGCAUACCGGGGCGUGGAUCAAUGUGCACGAGCUGAUUCCUGGGGAUGAAGAGAGAAUUAUUGAAAUUUCUGAUACAAGGAGACGGGACCCAGAUGGCCGGAUGCCUGCGUUCUCACCUGCUCAAGAGGCGCUGUACUUGAUUCAUGAGCGCAUUUUGGAGAAUGAUGUUGCAGGGUUGAAACAUAAUGUUGGGUUUGGGGAUGAUCCAAUUGAUGAGUUUGGGCCGAGGGGAGGUGGUGGUGGGAAUGGUAAUAAUGGUAACCGGGUGGUGACGAGAUUAGUAGUGUCACGAAUGCAUGUGGGAUCAUUACUUGGGAAAGGAGGGAAGAUAAUUGAGCAAAUGAGGAUUGAGACUAAGACGCACAUUAGGAUUUUACCCCGAGAUCACACAUUGCCACGUUGCGUCGCAAUGUCAGAAGAGAUUGUUCAGGUUGUUGGGGAUAUGAACGCUGUAAAGAAUGCUGUAGCAAUUAUUUCCUCACGCUUAAGAGAGAAUGAUAAUUUUAUCCCUAUUAAUACUUCAUCAAGAAAAUCUUCUGCGGAAGGACCAAAUUAUGGAUCAAGGAUUCCUGCUGGUUCCAGGAGCAAUAACUUUUCUUCGCAUCCUUCCGGAUAUCUUAAUGAAUCUGUACCCGAAUCUAUGGGUCAAGAUGCACAAGCUUUUUCUAGUGAAGAUCUCGUGUUUCGAAUACUUUGCCCAGUUGACAAGGUUGAUAGUGUUGUUGGGGAAUCAAAUGGGUUUAAGGAGUUGCUUCAAGAUGAAAUAGGCGUGGAUGUUAAGGUUAUAGAUCCAGUUGCUGGCGUGGACGAACGCAUAAUUAUUAUUUCAUCCGAUGAGGGCCCUGAUGAUGAGCUGUUCCCUGCUCAAGAAGCUUUGUUGCAUAUUCAAACCCGUAUUGUCAACCUCAUCCCAGAAAAAGAAAACAUUAUCACCACUCGGUUACUUCUACAGUCGGAUGAAAUUGGAUGCUUAGGGUUAAAAGAUGGAUUGUUACCUGAGAUGAGGAAAGCAACCAGUGCAAACAUACACAUUCUUCCUAGGGAAGAACAGCCAGCAUUUGUAUCUGAAACUGAUGGAAUUUUACAGAUUGUUGGGGAGAUCAAAGCUGCUCGUGAGGCUCUAGUCGAGGUAACGUCAAAGCUAAGGAGUUACAUUUAUCGAGAGUUCCUUGAGCUGGAUGUCCCGACUCCCGUUUCUGCUCCUAACCCUGCGGAGGUGGAACACAAGGCAAUUUCUAGCAUCAGCAUCACUCAAUCUCAAGAAAUUCAUCCUGGGAAUAGUCCAACCAAAUCAGCUCAUCUGAGUACACCAACUGUAGUAACGGAACAGCAAGCAAAAGAUGUGGGGCCCUCAGUUAGUGAAACUGUGAAACAAAAUGGAAGUGAACGUCGUGAAGAUAUUCCUAAUAUGUUGAAUAGAAUAUCUGUACCACUUGUUACCAGAAGUACGUUGGAAAUUGUUAUAACACCAAAUGUGGCAUCCAAACUUGUAACAAAAUCAAGAAACAAGCUCACUCUUAUCAGUGAUCUAUCAGGAGCGAAUGUUAAACUGAUGGAAGAUAGACCAGAGGUAACAGACAAGAUCAUCCAAAUAUCAGGGACUCCGGAGCAAGCUGAGAGAGCUCAGAGCUUGCUACAAGGAUUUAUUUUGAGCACCGAGGAAGAUGGCCCUUAG